AUUCAAUUCGUGGCUCAAUCAGCAGGUUUUACAUUUAGUUUUGAUUCUUUAUGUACGUAAGUGAAACAUUUUAUCGUUUAAGUUUAAAACUCUUAUCAGUUAUCGCAAAAUAAAUAUUUUGAACCAAAUAUAGUGAUAUAAAAUAAGUUGCAAUAAGAUUGGAAAGUUUUUGGCUAUAUAUAUUCGAUAUCAUGUCGACCUCAGAGCAACAAUUACGUUACAUUACAGAUAACUUUUUGAAUCACAUUGGUGAAAAGCUUUUGGAUGAAAAAAUUAUCGGUCAUGAAAUUUCUCAUUCCGGAGGUUUUGAUGGUUUUAUGUCAACUAUUUUUGAGCUAGAUAUCAAAACUGUGAAUGAGAAAACAAAAAAGGAAAAGAUUCAUAAAUUAAUCGCUAAAUUUAUGAAAAGCACCGUCUCAUUUAGGAAAGCAAGCAAAUCGUAUGAGCAAUUUUCAAAUGAAAUUUUCAUUUAUGGUAAGGUUUUACCAUAUUACGAAGAAGUGCUGAAAAAACAAAUGAUCAAGAAGAAUUUAAUAAUUGAUAUAAAAAAUUGGAUUCCACGCACAUUUUAUGCUGAAUAUGGUUUGAUUCAAGGUUUAAGUGAUGGCAGAACAAAUGAAUCUGUACUUGUUUUAGAAAAUUUGAAACCUUUAGGCUAUAGGGGUGGACCUAGAUGUUUUUUAGAUCGGCAGCACUUACUGUUGUCAGUUAAAAUUUUAGCUGAAUACCAUGCAUUCAGUUAUGUUAUGAGAAUAAAUAAAGAUCCGAAGCUGCAGGAAUUUAUUGAAGAAAUAAUUCCAUUACCAUUUAUAAUACAACAAAAUGCUACGCAAUCAACACUAGAUAAUUCGCUAGUUCAGCAACAAGAAAACAACAAAAACCAGGAUCAAACUAUCCGCAAAAGGAAACUCUCAUGUGAUGCGCUUGAUGCCAAUAAUGAUGAUGAUGAAAAUGAAAAUGAUGAAAAUAAAAAUAAAAAAUAUUACAAUACUGUUACAAAAACAGAAAACAAUUUUUAUGAUGUUCUUUAUAGAGUUGCAUUUGAUAGAUUCUUCAUGUUUAUUGAAAAACUUAAAAUUAUCAACUCUAACAUGCAAAUCAGUACUAACAUUGAAAAUCAAAAUAAGAAUUUAUUAAACUUUAUAAAGGAGAAAAAUAUAAAUGAUGAAUUUUUCGAGACUUUGGAUGCGUUCAAAUUAAAAUGGUACGAUAAACCGACGGCAUUAUUGGAGUACAUUCGUUGUAAUUGUGUUGAUAAUUCAGAAAAUGAUGUUUUUCCUGUUAUACUUCAUGGAGAUUUUAAUAGAAAUAAUUUGAUGUAUCAAUAUAAUGAGCAUCAAGGAUAUGAAAACCCGAUAGGUGUAAAAAUGAUUGAUUUUCAAGAAUUACGUUAUGGGACACCAGCUAUUGAUUUAGCUUUUCAUAUGUAUAUGAACAUGGAACCUUCAAUUCGUAAUGAAUUUUGGAUGGAAUUACUCAAAUUCUAUCACAAUACUGUGAUCAAUACAAUGGCCAAUAUUUUGAACGUUGAAAUUGGACAUGAAUUGUUAAAUCCGUAUAGGUUUGAAAAAUUUAAUGAACAUUUUACUAAGUAUGCAUUCUAUGGUGCUUUAGUUUGUAUGCAUUUUUUACCUUGGAUGACAUGUUCUGAAGAAGAAGUUGAAAAGUUAUCACAUCAUUUUGCAACAGAUAUGCAUGGUAAUGAUUUUCGUCAAAUUUCAAUUGAUGCGGGAGGAGAGGAAUCAGAUAAGUUAAUUGCUGAAAUAGUUCAACAUGCAAUAAAAUUAGGUUACAUGAAAAAUUUAUUGUAAAUUAAAAAAAAUAUUUUUACAUGAAAUUUUUUGCCUUUUUUUUAUAUUAUGUUAUUUUUUUUAUAUUAAUAAGGUUUGCAUUACUAACGUUUUUUGCCUC
Condylostylus longicornis is the source of this 1911-nucleotide messenger RNA. RefSeq lists its product as uncharacterized. NCBI's taxonomy places the organism in Eukaryota, Metazoa, Arthropoda, Insecta, Diptera, Dolichopodidae. Bases 192 to 1811 code for a protein of 539 amino acids. The transcript is spliced from 7 exons. The record is from RefSeq and is a predicted model, not a curated record.